Messenger RNA from Nothobranchius furzeri (turquoise killifish), 1102 nucleotides. It is a transcript of the gene cskmt, whose product is annotated as citrate synthase lysine methyltransferase. The record is from RefSeq and is a predicted model, not a curated record. NCBI's taxonomy places the organism in Eukaryota, Metazoa, Chordata, Actinopteri, Cyprinodontiformes, Nothobranchiidae.
GCCUCCGGGUCUGCAGCGACUAUUGGGUGCCUGGUUUGUUAACCGAUUAUUCUUCAAUAAAGAUUUUUUUAAUAACACGAACAAGCCGACAUGUCUCCGCUUUCCAACCCGUUUAUCCUGGCAGGAAGAAGAUUGUUUACCGGGAGUUUAGGGCAAAGACAUUGCUUUUUGAAUGCCCGUAGUCCAAGACGCCAUUCAUCUGUAACAAGUAGGGUUAACGCUGGGAUGUGUUUCUGUCACACUAGUAGCUAGCUAGCUAGCUAGGUAGGCUACCAAGCUAAAGUCAAGUGAAAGAAUUUAUUGCGGACUCUUGGUCCAGUUCACAAAAAGAAAAGAGGCAUAAAAUAACAAUACGACACACUAAAAUAUGAGAAAAGCUGAGCUGAUGGAAAAUAUGGAUCAGAAGUCCACCUGGGACCGGUUCUACACCGAGAACAACAACAGAGCUUCCACCUUUAAGAACUUCGAGUGGUUCUUUGGUUUUGAUUCUGUCAAGGACUUCAUCAUGCCCCUUUUGCAGACUGGGCACCAUCAAGAUGUUCUGCUCCAGGUACUUGAUCUGGGCUGUGGCACGUCUGCAUUGGGCUUGUCUGUUUACAGCGAGUCCUCUGUCCCAGUCCGAGUUACCUGUGCUGACGUGUCCCCCGUAGCUGUGCAGCUGAUGCAGGAGAACAUUCGACAUAAAGCCAUCAAAGCUCGGCAUCAUUCUUCUCGUGUGGAGUUCGUGGAGCUUGACUGUACACAGCUGGACAGGUACUUCGGUUCUCACAGUCUGGACCUCAUCAUUGACAAGGGAACCACAGACGCCUUGUUGAGGUCCAGGGAGGGAAAGGGGAAGGCUGCCCUGGUCCUGAAGCAGUGUUUAAAGGUGCUGCAGAGUUCUGGAUCUCUGCUCCAGUUCUCAGAUGAGGAUCCAGAUGUCAGACUUUUGUGGCUUGAAGCAGCUGUGAAGGAGCAGGGAGCAGCAGCUGUCGGGUUUCAGGAGGUCGGAGAGCUCAGGGGAGUUUUUUACUACUGCUACCAUGUGACCCCCCAUCCUGUUGGGCAGCAUUGAUAUUAAUGUCAUUGAUAUUAAACAGAAGGUAUUGGUUCUCAUGAAUAA